Eublepharis macularius is the source of this 2989-nucleotide messenger RNA. RefSeq lists its product as uncharacterized. The transcript is spliced from 7 exons. The record is from RefSeq and is a predicted model, not a curated record. Gene Ontology annotation, molecular function: DNA binding. NCBI's taxonomy places the organism in Eukaryota, Metazoa, Chordata, Lepidosauria, Squamata, Eublepharidae. The coding region runs from base 79 to 1647 and encodes 522 amino acids.
CGGAAGUAAUGUGGAAGGAUGUAAACAAGCACAUGGAGGUCUUGUUGAAGAGCCUGGAUUCUUCAGAGAUCAGGAUUAAUGCCAGAAAGUGUGGCUUAUCCAUCAAACCCCUACGCCCAGCUUAUGCAGCAAGGGAUGGGAGACAACCCACAGGAGAAGGGGCACCUACAGUUGAAGCUGCCAGAACUUGGAAUGAAAGGUAACUUCUUGGAGAGCCUUGGUUUUCAUCUGCCCCACAAGCUAGCCUCCCAAGGACAAGUUCCUGAAGAAUGUGCCAGUGCUCAUCCAUUCAGCAAUGGUGAAAAAGCUAGCUCUCCCCAAACGUGCUCGUAUGAAGAGAGAAAAAAUCAGAAAAAAGUCAAGCUUGCCAAUGGGACCCGCGCUAGUCCAGGUAGUGUCCCCUCUUUCUCUCCAAUGCUGGAACUACCAGGGAUGUCUUAUGGACACUCAGUCUCACGUUUGGACCUCCAGACCUCAUGUUCCUUAAACAUGCCUCAGUUCAGACAGACUGCAGAUAAUCUCCGUGCUGCCCAUUCAGCUCCAUAUGUGACCAUCUGUGCCCCACCUAGACAUGGAGAGGAUCUGUUGGACCUUUCACCAUCGAGUCACCAGCUUUUGGGAUGCUGCCUCCAAAGCAGUCAUGAUUUCACAGCCAUCGGGGAUAGUAGCAGAGUCACAGUUCUUUACGUGGAGCUGAUCAGAGAACUGGAGCAGCAGAAGGCUGAGUUGAGAAGGCUGCUGGCUGCUCGGGAAGAAGCCGCUGUGCAGCGAGAGAAGAGAAUCCAGGAGCUGGAGCUGGAAAAUCGUGAACUCAAAGGGCUUCUCUGGAACUUAGAAGAACAGAAUGACUUCCUAUCCAGCAGGAACGGAGCAGGAGGAACAGUGCCAUCCCAGAUGCCACUGGGAACUGGACACAAUCCCCUUGAUGUAAAUGAAAGCAAUAUUCAGUUUCUCAAAAGACUGGUGGGAAUGUUGGAGAAUCUUGCAGCAUCACAGAUCAGCGGUCUCCACUCACCAGCUUCUCAUGAAGAUCAGAUACAUACGCCAGUCUCUAUCCCAAAAAUGAAUUUAGGUUGGAGUACAGAAAAUCCUGCCACUAGCACCUUAUCCCCCUGGCUAAAUGCAGAGGACCAAUCAGAAAGUCCUGUUGUGCUCAGUGAUGGCUCCUGCUUGUGGAACACUGUGCAAGAUACUCUGUCUGAUGGGACACCAGUAUGGGCAUCACCGGUGGAAGAGAAUGGGAUAGUCAAGCUGGAAUUGGUUCCUAACUCUCGAGUCUACAUCACUCACCACCAGCUGGAGGACCUGUCCCAGCUCUCUACAGACAAACCUGAACUGAUGACCAGGCGUCUGUUGGAUUACUUCUUUUCUCGUGAGACUCUGGCCCGGUCUUCAGCCACGGGGCAACGCAUUGCCCAUAACAACAUGACCAUGGAGAAGCCCAUCCCCUUGCCAGUUGCUGUGUUAAACGCUGUCAAAGAGUAUGUCACCAAAACAUGUGGCCGGGGCUGCAACUUCAAUGCGGUGAUCAACAGCAAAUGUGGGACCUCUCGAAGGGCAGUUAAAAAAAUGAUAGUCAGCAAUCAUCAAAACAGACUGAAUGGUGCCGCUACAAACAAGUAUUUCCAAGAACCUCUCAAAGGAUAGCAGAAGGAUCAGUUGCCCACUUCUUUCUUCUGUUUGCAGAACAGAGACCAAGGAUUGUACUGAUUUGUGCACCAAUAUUGGCAGACUGGAGGACAGAAGGAAACCAGCUCUUGCAAAGAGACAGUCCCUAGUGAGUGGGCAGUUAUGAAACUACCUUUCAUGGGGCAAAAAUCAUUGGUCUGUUUCUCCCCCUAGCCUCCAAAAUACUGCCCACUAGAAGCAGAUCUCCAGAGUCUCAGAUUGUCAUGGACCAACACCAAGGUCUUCCUCAGCUUGGCUAUUUGAGUUCCUUUGGGUAGUGAACCUAGGGGGUUGGAUCCAACCAGCCUUUCUGCUGGUGACAAGGAGCGGUCCCUUUCAACCACCCCAAAGUCCCUAUUGGGAAUCUGACCUGCAUAGACAAAAGCUAGGUAGGACUGGAGUUGUAGUAAGGAGGGGAGUUGGAUGGGCUUGAGUGAAAACGCUGGCUGGAUCCAACCUGUGAUCUUCUGCAUGCUGGGAGAGGCCAGUUUCGCCAAAGGCAGAAAAAUGGGCAUACCAGUAUAGAAUUCAUAAUAUGGAAAGUAUUACUUUAGGAGAUCUUGUAUUAAUGGACCCCAUCUGGAUGAAACAUUUUCCCUGCUGCAGUUUUUCACAUGGCAUCAAUACACUUUCAACCAUUUUUGUAAAUUUAGUUACUAUCAACUCACAUUUAAAUUAACCUGUGUUCACAAGCUGUUUGGCCUUUCAUUGGGCAAGGUGCUCCAAUCCAUACAACUUGCUCAUGGUCAGUACUUGUAACCUUUUUGACAUCCAUUUCUUUAUCAAAAUGGGAAACGGAGGUGGGUACCUAUUGCAAAUCACACACCACUUGAGGGGUCUGCGAUUUGAAUGUCCAGCCGUUUGUUCUGCUGCCACGGUCUUCUAAAAGAAAUGGAUUAGUUCUAAUAAGUACAGUAUUUCUUGUAUAUAAGACAAAUUUCAAAACUGGAACAUAACAAUACAAGAUUAUUUCUCCUCUCUCCCUUAAUAGUAUCAUUUCUCAGAUGCUGGAAAGAUCUUGCAGGCUGUUAGCUGGAUAAAGGCAGUGGGACAGAGACUGCGGUGGUGGGUUGAACUGGGCAUACUUUGCAUCCACAUAGUAAAGAAAACUGGCAAAGAAGUCAGCCUCUUGUCAGGUAACUCAGUGUGUUCAGUACUUAGGGCAUCCAACAGGAAGUUUUCCUGUAACCCUCUCCCCCCCACUGAAAUAGUGCUCUUACAGAGAUCCAUUCAGUGGGGACUGUGCAGAACUUCCCCACUGCCCAUAAGAAAGGCCUUGAAUAAGCAAGUCCUGGAAACAGAAACUAGUUAACCUUCAAGG